Messenger RNA from Fibroporia radiculosa, 267 nucleotides. RefSeq lists its product as uncharacterized. Gene Ontology annotation, molecular function: RNA binding. Lineage: Eukaryota; Fungi; Basidiomycota; Agaricomycetes; Polyporales; Fibroporiaceae. Gene Ontology annotation, biological process: mRNA splicing, via spliceosome; spliceosomal snRNP assembly. The transcript has 4 exons. Gene Ontology annotation, cellular component: catalytic step 2 spliceosome; U1 snRNP. Bases 1 to 267 code for a protein of 88 amino acids. The record is from RefSeq and is a predicted model, not a curated record.
AUGUCCGCGGUCAACCCAGUCAAUCCGAAGCCGUUCAUUCAAGAGCUAACGGGCAAGCCGGUGUAUGUGCGUCUCAAGUGGGGUCUCGAGUACAAGGGUUUCCUUGUGAGCACGGACGGAUACAUGAACCUCCAGCUUGCAAAUACAGAGGAGUUCCAGGACGGGAAAUCGAACGGCGCACUGGGCGAGGUCUUCAUCAGGUGUAACAAUGUCCUGUAUAUUAUAAGUUUCUUCCUUCCAAUUCUGCAGCUUGGAUUUUAUAGCUAA